UAAUUUAGUUGAAGACUUAGAGAUAAGAAAUUCUCCUUUCACUACUCUGAGGUAGAAUCAAAACUACACCCGUGCAUUGAAUAUGGUACAGGUUUACGAAGGUUAAGAGUUUGGUUUCAAUUUUUGUAAAAUUAAUUUUCCUUCCCCAAAUUCCUCUACGUCAAAAAAACAAAAGAAGGUAGAAUCAAGUCUAUAUUUUAUGAAUUAAUCAAGUCUGUACUUUCUGAUGUUUUGAUGGAUCUCUAUCAUGCCCCUAGAUAAUGGAGCAAUUUGUCGCCAGACCAUAUGUAGCUAUGUUCAAUGCUAUUCUUCGCAACUCUGAUGAUGACAUCCCAACAGAUCCUGUAUCUGAUCCCAUUAGUGAUUCCAUGGUGCUCCCUAUUCCAGUUGGCAAAACAAGUUUUGGCGCUGGUGCACAACUGAAAAAUGCGGUAAGCAAUCCAAGUGUGGCAUCUUAGGUUUAUUUUAGAGUCAGAUUAUUGGACAUUAUGUUAGACAAGUCACAUUAUUAUCACUCAACUAAUUGACUAUUUUAAUGCUUCUUUCCUGGGUGUUAGAAAUAGAAAAAGAAGGAGAAAUAUUUGAAGAAAAGUUUAUUACUUUC
This is a messenger RNA of Rubroshorea leprosula, 604 nucleotides long. Lineage: Eukaryota; Viridiplantae; Streptophyta; Magnoliopsida; Malvales; Dipterocarpaceae. The record is from the annotation of a GenBank genome assembly.